AUGUCCGGCGGAGGUGGAAUGGCUGGGGCUAUGGGGGAGUCGAAUAGUGGCCAUCCACAAGGGACAGAGUACACGUUACAAGGAGUUAUGCGCUUCCUGCAGACUGAAUGGCACCGUCACGAACGCGACCGCAAUGCCUGGGAGAUUGAACGAGCGGAGAUGAAGUCCCGUAUCGGACGCCUGGAAGGAGAAAUUCGAACCAGCAAACGUAUGCAGGAGACCUUGGGCAAACAUGUGCGGCUCAUGGAAGCAGCGCUGAAAAAGGAGCGAGAGAAGGUGAAAAUGCUCUCUAAUAAUGAGUCGAUCAAAGAGGUCCAGGAUCCGAGGGAUAUUGCCAGGGACAGUGUAAGCUUCCUCAAAGAACAACGUUCUAUCUCCAAGGCGGAUACAGGCACCGAUGAAGGGGAUGCUGGACACCCAGAAUCGCAAGCAAGCUUGCACGAGGACGACCGUGACAAGUCACGAACCUACUUGUCAAAAUGUGCCCAAGAAAUCGCGUACCAUGUCAUUCCAACCUCUCAUCCAGUUCCCGACCUUAACGACCACGAUCUCUCUGGCCAUCUAUUUGCGAAUCAGCAGCUUUCUCAACAGAACCUUGAAGAGGCAUUUCAGCAACAACAAAGACAAAAGGUGGGCCAUAUGAUGUCGCGGGAUGCUCUACUGGCAAGCAAUCAACAUAACAGCAGUCAAUACUCCGAAAGUGCACCGCUGUCCCAAGCUCCAACUAUGUACAACACCCAGCCCAUGUCUGCCGAGCAGCAGCAUCAGCAGCAAAAUCAGCACUCGCAGUAUCGUCAGCAGUCUCAAACUCCUAUCACGGCAAUUGAUGGCCGAACAACAUCCUCCGAGCAGGGAAUGAUCCGUGAUCGCCAAGCCGCAGGCACUCCAGAGGCGACGGACGACUUGCCUGGCCCUACAAUCACUGUUCGAGACCCCUCGCAAUCUUCGCAACCAGCACAAGAACAUAGUGAGGACAUUGAUGGUUGGAACUUCGACGAGCCAGCAGAGGCAGCGCAGACGAGCGAGGCAAUUCCCCCUCAUCGACCAGAUACUGAUGCGUUCCCCAACGCCAACUUCGUGUCGAGCAAAUCCCCAGCCAAAAGCGGGUCCCUCUCACAUCGACGCAAGAGUUCAGGCUCCCGACGAAAGAGCGAAGAGGGAACUGAGAUAAAGGAGUUUGCCGUAAAAGCAGCUCAACAAGAUUCCAGUUUCAAGGUCCGCUUUGCGUUACGUGGCCACCUGGACGUCAUUCGAUCCGUAAUAUUCACAGGUGGCGGUAGCCCGUCAGAGCCAGAGAUCUGCACAUGCAGUGAUGAUGGCACUAUAAAACGCUGGAUCAUUCCGGCAACAUACGGGACGUUCGGUGCUCAUGGCCCAAGCUCCAGCAAUGACCUGGAUAUUACCAGCUAUUUCACUCACCGAGGUCAUGUGGGCGCAGUCACCUCGCUAGCAGCAUGCUCUCCUUCCCAAAACAUCUCCAACGGGGGUCGCGCCUUUGGCGAUGGUUGGGUUUUCUCCGGUGGCCAGGACGCCAGCGUACGGGUCUGGGAGCGAGGCCGGGUCGACCCUAAGGCAACCCUCGACGGCCACACCGAUGCUGUCUGGGGACUUUGUGUACUUCCAGGAACAGCCGGCUCUGUCUUUGGGGAAUCUAGCUCCCACUAUGGUGGCGCUGACCGAAUUCUGCUAGCCUCUGGUGCUGCUGACGGCCGCAUACUCAUCUGGGCGGUUAGUGCCCCUCCGUUGGCCUCCAAUCCUCAGGCUGGGUCACGUCGUCAGGGCGGAAGCCGUCGGGCCAACUCGAUCUCUUCAGGGUCUAAUUUCCCGUCAUCUCCGCAACCAAGCGUUGCUACUACGACCCCUUUCCAUUACACUCUUGUACACCACAUCUACCGGAACGAGUCUCCUUCUCCCACCUGCAUCAGUCCUCUGUCCUUGGCAGGUGUAAAUUUCGUCGUCUCUUAUGCAGAUGCCUCCAUUCUCGUUUACGAUACCCGGACGGGUGAAGAAAUUGUCGGCAUGGCCAGCCUCGAAACAUAUGACGGAACCCCCUCAACUGGCGUCAACUCUGUGGUUGCCACGACUGUUGGUUUUGAUGGAUCCGCUAGCUUGGAACCAAACCGCGCGAUGGCCGAAGAGGAGGUUGUUCACGGUGCUACAGGCUCUAGCAACGUCGAAGGAGUUAUCAUCAGUGGCUACGAAGACCGAUACAUUCGCUUUUUCGAUGCCAACAGCGGACAAUGUACCUACACAAUGUUGGCGCACCCCGCUGCUAUUGCCUCGCUUUCAUUAUCUCCCGAUGGCCGUGAACUAGUCUCGGCAGGGCACGAUGCAAGCCUGCGGUUCUGGAAUCUUGAGAAACGCAGUUGCACCCAGGAGCUCACAAGUCACCGGCUGAUGCGAGGUGAGGGUGUAUGUGCAGUCGUUUGGAGUCGCGAUGGUCGUUGGGUGGUCAGUGGGGGUGGUGACGGCGUGGUCAAGGUCUUCUCUCGGUAA
Penicillium diatomitis is the source of this 2496-nucleotide messenger RNA. RefSeq names its product cell differentiation and development protein Fsr1. Bases 1 to 2496 code for a protein of 831 amino acids. The transcript has 4 exons. Gene Ontology annotation, molecular function: protein binding. NCBI's taxonomy places the organism in Eukaryota, Fungi, Ascomycota, Eurotiomycetes, Eurotiales, Aspergillaceae. The record is from RefSeq and is a predicted model, not a curated record.